GAUGCUGAAGCAGCAAGUGCUGCAGGAAGGUCGGGGACUAAUUUAAGGAGCCAAGAGAGGAAGUACAGCUGCUCGUCCAUCGAGCUGGAUCUGGACCGGUCCUGUGGGCACAGGUUUUUAGGGCGGUCUCUCAAGCAGAAGCUGCAGGAUGCUGUGGGUCAGUGCUUUCCCAUAAAGAACUGCAGCAGCCGGCACGGCUCUGCACUGCCAUCCAAAAGGAAAAUCCAUAUCAGUGAGCUGAUGCUGGAUAAGUGUCCUUUCCCCCCGCGCUCAGAGCUGGCUUUCCGCUGGCACCUGAUCAAAAGGCACACGGCCCCUAUAAGUCCAAAGGCAGAAGAAUGGAUAAUUGCUGAUUUAUCCCAGCACGAGGAAAGGGAGGAUCAGUUGAGAGAUGAGGAGAUUGCCAAUGGGGGAAUGGACUCUCCCUCGCAGUCCUGUGACUUCACUGACAGCAGCUCCUCUCGGGGUGACCCGAGGCCUGAGCUGAUGACAGGUAAGGUGGCAAGGAGCAGUAGGGAUGAGAGUGACAUGGACUCUGAUGAUGAAGUCAUAACUCUGUGCACAAGCUCUCGAAAACGAAACAAGCCCAAGUGGGAAACGGACGACGAGCUGCUACGGAUGGAAACGCCCCCGAAAUACCACACCCAGAUUGAUUAUGUCCACUGCCUAGUGCCAGACCUCCUCCAGAUCAAUAACAACCCCUGCUACUGGGGAGUCAUGGAUAAAUAUGCAGCUGAGGCGCUGCUGGAGGGAAAGCCAGAGGGAACGUUUCUGUUGCGAGACUCUGCCCAGGAGGACUAUUUGUUUUCCGUGAGCUUCAGGCGCUACAGUCGCUCCCUCCACGCCCGGAUAGAGCAGUGGAAUCACAACUUCAGCUUUGAUGCCCACGAUCCCUGUGUCUUCCAUUCUCCUGACAUCACAGGACUCCUAGAACACUACAAAGAUCCAAGUUCCUGUAUGUUCUUUGAACCACUUUUAUCCACCCCCCUGAACAGGACCUUUCCCUUCUCUCUCCAGCAUAUAUGUAGAACGGUCAUUUGCAACUGUACAACUUAUGAUGGUAUUGAUGCACUUCCCAUUCCUCCCUCGGUGAAGCUGUAUCUGAAGGAAUAUCACUAUAAGUCAAAAGUUAGAGUGCUCAGGAUUGAUGUACCAGAGCAGCAAAGCUAGAAAAUAUUUUUGUGAAAGAAAUUUUCCCCAAACAGACAAUAUUAUGUUCAAUCUCUUUUCCUUCUAGGUUUUUUUUUAAAUAGCGACUUGAUUAUUCUUUCUUUUUCUGCGUAUUAUUUACCACCCAAACUAGUCUCUGUUUAAAUGUACUUUUGACUCUUCACAGCUCUCUUUUUUUAGGAAUUAUAUUUGUUGUGGGCUUUUGGUACUGUCUCUAGGCUAGAGUUUUAUAGAAUUCCAGGUAGGCUUUCUGGUAUUUCUAUAGAUGGAUAGUCGUUAGAUCUAAAACCCCCUGAAAAUCAGUUUUGAACUUGAUCUGUCUUUUCUAUUGUAGUUGACACGUGU
Ficedula albicollis (Collared flycatcher) is the source of this 1515-nucleotide messenger RNA. RefSeq names its product suppressor of cytokine signaling 4-like. Gene Ontology annotation, biological process: intracellular signal transduction; negative regulation of epidermal growth factor-activated receptor activity; phosphatidylinositol phosphate biosynthetic process. The record is from RefSeq and is a predicted model, not a curated record. NCBI's taxonomy places the organism in Eukaryota, Metazoa, Chordata, Aves, Passeriformes, Muscicapidae. The transcript has a single exon. Gene Ontology annotation, molecular function: 1-phosphatidylinositol-3-kinase regulator activity. Gene Ontology annotation, cellular component: phosphatidylinositol 3-kinase complex. The annotation marks the transcript as partial.